AUGGCGUACCUGACCAUGACGCCCGACGAUAUCCAGGGCGACUACUCGUGCUCAGUGAACGUCGAGGAGUACCGCGUAAGUAGCCACAAGAAGGUCGAGUACAAGGUCGUGGUCCAGCUGUCGUUCUACUCGUCGCGGGCACACGCCACUGGUCGCACGAGUUGGCACAUUUGGCGCAGUUUCUCCACGUUCCGACAGCUCGACGAGCAGCUCCGCAAGCGCAGUGCAGCGCUCAUGAAAGGCGUCAAGUUCCCGCCACUGUAUCGUCGCCGGGCGCUGUUUCGGGCCGACAAGAGCCUCGCGUUCCUUGGGGCACGGGCUCGUGAGCUCGACAAUUACAUGAACGUCGUGACGCACAAACCGCAGCUCGUGGCGUUCCACGUGGCCGCCGUGAGCAGUCAGACGCUCAAGACCUUUGUGGGCUUCACCGCGGGCUUUGGCGCGAACGCGCAGUACGACCAACAGGAUGUGCACCUUCGGCCGUCGUCGUCGCUCUUGGCGUCGUCGGCGGUCACACAGGCGACGGCCAGUGUCAAGGGCGACGACGAAGACGACUUUCGCUCGGUCUCGAGCGUCUCGACCGUCUCUUCGUUUGCAUCGAUGGCCAGUGACUAUCGCUGGUCGGGCACGGGCUUCGUUGGCAGUCAAAGCUAUGCACGCUAUACGGGACCACAGCCACACAUGGGUGGAGGCAGCACGUCGUUCACGAGCAGUCAGAGCUCGUUUGCAGGCUCCGUAGGAUCGUCGAGAGGAAGCUGGUUUCCUGCAUCGUCAAGUGUGUCGAAUACCUCUGGACGCGGGUCCGUGGCGUCGGUCCCGCGAAGACCAAUGAUGGCGGCGACAGCGUCCGAUGUCAUUACGCCAGAGCUGGACAUGCAGAGAGCAAAGAUGGAGGACCGACUUGUGCAAAUGGGACUUGUGGGCGUCGGCAUGCCACCCGAUGGCUCUUGUUUGCUGCACUGCAUCGUGUACGAGAUGUACCCGCUGCAGUGUCUGCGGGACUACCCGGCAAGUAUGACGGUAGUGAAUGUUGGCGCUGCGGACGGCAUGGCCCCUCGACGGGUGGCCGCUGCGCAAUUUUUGCGCGUCAAGUUGAUGGAGUACGCGCUCAAGCACAUUGACAAACUAGCGGGCUUCCUCAUGCAGGACGUGGACGACGUGCAAGAGCGGUACGAGACUUUUCGAAACACAGUGGACGAGCAGGCUACGACAGCCGAGUUGUAUGCAGUGGCGAGCAUGUUUAACGUCGAGCUCGUGCUGAUUUCGAACGACGAGGGGUUCCUGAUUGACCCUGUGGUCCCAGUAGAAGGUCUGCCGUCAAUACGCGAAGGUCCGCGGCGUACCGUCACACUAGGAUACCUCAUCCCGGCCGAUGGACUGGCGGGCCACUACAUUUGUACACGCGAGAAGCGGGCUCAAACCGGCAUGGCUCAAAACACGUUUGCCGGGGGAAGUUAUCGUGGAUCGAUCCACAUUGGACCGCCGAAGGGUAUGAGCUGUGGCGCUUCGAGCAAUCGGCGCUUUGAGCGGAUUCCGGAGCAGAGAGUUGAAUAG
Messenger RNA from Hyaloperonospora brassicae, 1554 nucleotides. The record is from the annotation of a GenBank genome assembly. NCBI's taxonomy places the organism in Eukaryota, Oomycota, Peronosporomycetes, Peronosporales, Peronosporaceae.